CCGGCCUCUUCACGGCGGACGAUUUUGGCCUCAGGUUUGUUUACCCUCAGAGGUUAGAGAUCCCACCUUUGGAUCUUGGUGACAAAGUGACACCAAGCGAAGGAAGGCGCUGUCCUUUCGCACAGACUGGGACCCUCGAGUGCCCGACGCCGUCCGGGCAGCUCCGCGCUCGCUGGACCUACAGAGUCCGAUGGCGGCGGCCUCGACUAGGAACCCGGCUGAGGGUGGUGUGACCUUUGAGGACAUUGCCAUCUACUUCUCCUGGAAGGAAUGGAGACUUCUUGAUGAGGCUCAGAGACGGCUGUACUAUGACGUGAUGCUGGAGAACUUUACACUUAUAUCCUCCCUGGGUUGCUGCUGUGGAGCAGAGGAUGCGGAGGCACCCCUUGAACAGAGCGUUUCUGUAGGUGUGUCACAGGCCAGCACGCCCAAGGCAGCUCUGUCUUCCCGGAAGACCCACCCCUGUGAGAUGUGCGGUCCGGUCUUGAGAGACGUUUUCCGCUUGGCUGAGCACCAGGGAAAACCAAGCAGCCAGAAACUGUUGAGGUGUGGGGCAUGCGCACAACGAUUUUACUUCAGCGUAAACUUUCAGCAGCAGCCGGAGCAGCACACGGGAGAGAAACCAUUCAGAAGUAGUGUGGACACGGUCUCUUUUAUGAAGGGAUAUGGAUUCCAUGAUUCAGGAAAACCCUUUAUCUGUACAGAGGUUCAGAAGGACUUCCUGCCUGGCUUGGUGCGUCUGCAGCAGGACGCCAUUCAUACUGGAGAGAAGCCAAACACAAUCAGCCAGUGCAGGGCAACUUUGCAGAGCAGUAAAGGUCCUUACACUCGGGGAGAAUGCAAGGAAGCUUUUGGUCCCAAAUAUACACAUGUUCAGGAUCAGGGUGUCCAACCUGGAAGUCCAUGUUUUGUGUGCAGUGAAUGUGGGAAAACAUUCAGGCAAAAAUCUUUAUACACUAUCCACCAGACAUUCCAUACUGCACAAGGACAUCAUGAGUUUGGCGAAGCUGAAAAAUCCCUUAGACGAAGGUCAGCUCACAGUCUGUACGGAAAGACUCACACUGGGUCUAGGCAAUACACGUGCAACAAAUGUGGGAAAUCCUUAAGCCACAAAUCAGUACUUACUCAUCCCCAGAGAUGGCAUAGUGGAGAAAGUAAUCAUGUUUGCAGUGGAUGUGCAAAAUCUUUUAGCCAUCGCCAGAUGUUGAUUACACGUUCUGUUCAAACCUUAGAAAGGCCUUAUAAUUGUGGUGACUGUGCAAAACGUUUUACCUCUAUCUCUGCUCUCAGUUAUCAUCAGAGAUCUCACACAGGGGAAAGACCUUAUGAGUGCAGUGAAUGUGGGAAGUCUUUUAUCUCCAGUACUGGCUUCCGUUCUCACCAGAGUGUUCACACUGGAGAAAAGCCUUAUGAGUGCAGUGAAUGUGGUAAAUCAUUUUUCUCUAGGUCUGACCUCCAUUAUCAUCACAGAGUUCACACUGGGGAGAGGCCUUAUGAGUGCAGUGAAUGUGGCAAGUCCUUUCACCGAAGAAAUAACCUCAAUGUACACAUAAAGGUUCACUCAAGUGAGAGGCCAUACGAAUGUAAUGAAUGUGGAAAAUCUUUGAAGUGUAAGUCUUCAUUCAUUCAACACCAAAGAAUUCACACAGGAGAAAGGCCUUAUGAGUGCAGUGAAUGUGGGAAAUCUUUUACCACUAGUUUUGUCCUUCGUUCUCACCAGAGAGUUCACACCGGAGAAAGGCCUUAUGAGUGUAGUGAAUGUGGGAAAUCCUUUACUGCUAGCUCUGUCCUCCAUAAUCACCAGAGGGUUCACACAGGAGAAAGGCCUUAUGAAUGCAGUGAAUGUGGGAAAACUUUUACCACUAGUUCUGUCCUGCGUUACCACCAGAGAGUUCAUACUGGAGAAAAGCCUUAUGAAUGCAGGGAAUGUGGCAAGUCCUUUCCCCGAAGAACUAACCUGAAUGUACACAUAAAGGUUCACUCGGGUGAAAGGCCUUAUGAGUGUAAUGAAUGUGGGAAAUCUUUUAAGUGUAAGUCCAAACUCAUUGAACACCAGAGAAUUCACACAGGAGAAAAGCCUUAUUUGUGUAGUAAAUGUGGGAAAUCUUUUAGUCGUAGCCACGCCCUCCAGUAUCAUCGACAAAGUCACCUUGGAAUAAGGCCUUAUGAGUGUAAUGAGUGUGGGAAAUCUUUUGCUUGUAGUUCUUCCCUCCGAUCUCACCAACGAGUUCACACUGGAGCAAGACCUUAUGAGUGCAAUGAAUGUGGGAAAUCUUUUACAGCUAGUUCUGUCCUUCGUGCUCACCAGAGAGUUCAUACUGGAGAAAGACCGUAUGAGUGCAGUGAAUGUGGCAAGUCCUUUCUCCGAAGAAAUAGCCUCAAUGUACACAUAAAGGUUCACUCGGGUGAAAGGCCUUAUAAGUGUAAUGAAUGUGGGAAAUCUUUUAAGUGGAAGGCAACAUUCAUUCAACACCAGAGAAUUCACACAGGAGAAAGGCCUUACGAGUGCACUGUAUGUGGGAAAUCUUUUAUCAGUCAUCCUGCUCUUAGUUAUCACCAAAGAGUUCACACUGGAGAAAGGCCUUAGGAGUGCUGUGAAUGUGGGCAGUCUUUCAGCCAAAGCUCCAGUCUCACUCAACAACAUAAAGUAUAGUAGAUGAAGCCCUUCUGAGUGAUCAAUUAUGAAUUGUUUAUGUUCACUAGAAGUUGUAUUUCUCUUCCUAUCCUCUAUUCAGGAUUAGCAGAUGAUGUCUUUGGGAGGUAAUUUGAAUCAGAAUGGGUCAUGAGUGUGGAUGGAGCCCUCAUGAAUGGGUUUAUUGUCUUCAUACCAGUUCUAAGAGAGCUUGCUUCCUCUGUGUACCAUGUGAGGACCCUUUUGAGAAGAUCAUCUAUAAAUCAGGAAGUUGCUCCUCACCAGACAUGGAACCGGACCCUAUAGGGAAUGUUAGGUUGGCUAUCCAGCCUCCAGAAAGAAGUUUGUGUUGUUUGCAAGUCACCUAGUUUGUGGUACUUUGUUAGAGCAGCCUGAGCUAAGACAUGUGAAGAAUGUGGGCAGUCUUUUGGCGAAGGAUACAGUUUCAUAAAAAUCAGAAAUUACCCUGGGUAAGGCCUCAUGAGUGAGGGGAAUGACACAAUUCCUUUUGCCAGUCCUCUGUCUUCAUGGCACACUUAGAGUUCACACUGCCAAAGGGCGUUAAGGUAGCAGAGCAGGUGGUAUUUCCUUGAGUAGUGUAAUCACAGUGGAGGAGUGCCUUUGUGAAGCAGCCACUUAGCUGGAACAAACCUUGUUCACUUGAAUGUCCGCAGUGGAGUGACUUACCCUCAGUUCCAGCUAUUUGGGAAAACUUGAGGAGCUGUGUUGUGCUUCAGAUGUGUCCGGAGUCAUUGCUAGAUUGAAGUCACUGCCAGUUUCUAUUACAAAUGACUCCACUUUGAUUCCUGACAGGUUCCCUAAUGUGUAUCAAUCACCGUCUACAUGCUUAAGCAUGUUACCCCUGCACAUUGUCAUUGGUGAUGGACAUUAUGGAUAAUUGGAACUUCACAUUCCCUUCUAAGUUAGGACAUGGAUGUGAUGCAGUGUUUAUUCACAGUAACUGAUCUGAGAUUUGGAUAGUGUCUUGCAGAUAAAGAGUAAAUGUCUUAGGAUAUUGUUGGUCUUGUGAUGCUUGUGAUAAAUCUAUGCAGCAUCCAAGUCCCAACACAGGUAAUUGCUGCCACAUGUUGCUCUGGUUUAUGCAUUAAUAAAUGCCUUUUUUGUUUAAUAACUUUAGUCUUAGGUGUUGUAUUCUAAUGGGUUAUUUGAAAGCAGAAUUAGGCUCUUCCAGCAGUAAGGAGUGAACAGAUUUCAUUGCAUCCCAAGCUUGCUGUGUCCUGGAGAGGAUAAUUGCAAAUAAAUAAUAUGUACCUGGGCA
This is a messenger RNA of Leopardus geoffroyi (Geoffroy's cat), 3911 nucleotides long. RefSeq names its product zinc finger protein 345-like. Bases 191 to 2587 code for a protein of 798 amino acids. The transcript is spliced from 3 exons. Gene Ontology annotation, biological process: negative regulation of transcription by RNA polymerase II. The record is from RefSeq and is a predicted model, not a curated record. Gene Ontology annotation, molecular function: DNA-binding transcription repressor activity, RNA polymerase II-specific. NCBI's taxonomy places the organism in Eukaryota, Metazoa, Chordata, Mammalia, Carnivora, Felidae.